AUGCUUUCUUGGGAUUUUCUCGUGCAGGGGAUCCGUCCACUAAUCAAUCAUCUCACAGAAGAUGGACGCGUCAACAUCACAUUUGACGCCGCACCCUCCUUCGAUACAUACGUUCCGCCUCCGCCUCCUGUCGACACGGCAUUUCCACAUGCCGAGCCGGAGGCUUCUGUAGAGAUCACCAAACCGAGGGUGCGGCGCCCACACCUGCGCAACGUUACCUUUUCGCCUCCGUGUGCCUUGAAUAUUGUCGUCCAGAUAGUCGGAAGCCGGGGCGACGUACAACCUUUCAUUGCACUGGGCAACGAGCUACAGGCACACGGACAUCGCGUACGCAUUGCUACGCAUGACGUUUUCGGGGACUUUGUCCGCAAGUCCAAGUUGGAGUUCUUUCCUGUUGGAGGCGAUCCCUCCGAUCUCAUGGCUUACAUGGUCAAGAACCCAGGCCUGAUGCCCUCAUUAUCUUCCCUCCAAGCUGGAGAUAUAGGAAGGAAGCGAGUCAUGGUAGAGGAAAUGCUGGACAAGUUCUGGCGCUCCUGCGUCGAACCCGACCCGGAUUCCAAGGUUCCUUUCAUAGCCGAGGCCAUCAUUGCCAACCCGCCCAGCUUUGCCCACAUUCACCUCGCCCAAGCCAUGGGCAUACCUUUGAUUUGAU
Molecule: messenger RNA, 652 nt
Organism: Colletotrichum destructivum
Lineage: Eukaryota; Fungi; Ascomycota; Sordariomycetes; Glomerellales; Glomerellaceae
Product: Putative Glycosyltransferase family 28 domain-containing protein
Exons: 3
Coding region: 1-651 (216 amino acids)
Biological process (GO): carbohydrate metabolic process
Molecular function (GO): hexosyltransferase activity
Source: RefSeq, a predicted model, not a curated record